Molecule: messenger RNA, 1425 nt
Organism: Encephalitozoon intestinalis ATCC 50506
Lineage: Eukaryota; Fungi; Microsporidia; Unikaryonidae
Product: protein transport protein Sec61 subunit alpha
Exons: 2
Coding region: 1-1425 (474 amino acids)
Biological process (GO): post-translational protein targeting to membrane, translocation; SRP-dependent cotranslational protein targeting to membrane, translocation
Cellular component (GO): Sec61 translocon complex; membrane
Molecular function (GO): signal sequence receptor activity; transmembrane protein transporter activity; ribosome binding
Source: RefSeq, a predicted model, not a curated record
AUGUCAUACAACCUUCUGCAUAUCGUUAAGCCUUUGGUGCCGUACAUACCAGAUGUCCAAUCACCAUCGAGAACAAUCACCUUCCAUGAAAGAUUUAUCUGGACAACACUUGCAAUUCUGAUAUAUUUGAUCUCAUCCCAGGUUCCUUUGUUUGGAAUAAUCUCAAAUGACGCUGCAGAUCCCUUACAAUGGAUGAGAGCCAUGAUGGCAUCCAACAGAGGGACACUUAUGGAUCUUGGAACAAGCCCUGUAGUUACAUCCAGCCUUAUAAUGCAGUUCCUGACGAUGUCCGAGAUACUAAAGGUUGACUGGUCUAUCAAGGAAGACAAGAAUCUUCACAAUGCAACUCAAAGACUUAUAUCACUCAUAAUGACGGUUGGCCAAGCAUUUGUACAGGUGUAUACGGGCUUUUAUGGCAGUCCAAAGAGUCUUGGUACAAUAUACUGCCUUCUUCUUGUUGUCCAGCUCAUAUUCUCGGGUAUUAUAAUAAUUCUCCUCGAUGAGCUCCUUCAGAAGGGAUAUGGCCUUGGAAAUGGAGUUAACCUGUUCAUUGCAACCAAUGUUUGCGAGAGCAUUGUCUGGAAAGCAUUUAGUCCAAAGGUACUUUUCACAGGUCGUGGAAUAGAAUUUGAAGGAUCAGUAAUUGCAUUAUUUCACCUUCUUGUGGUAAGAAAAAACAAAUUUGCAGCAAUAUACGAGGCUUUCUUCAGACAAAACCUUCCGAAUCUCUUUUCAUUACUCUCAACUGUGUUUCUGUUUGCAUUUGUUAUAUAUCUCCAAGGAAUGAGAGUAGAGCUUCCAACAGAAUCUUCCCAGGUCAGAGGACAUGUAGCCAAAUUCCCUAUCAAGUUGCUGUACACAUCUACCAUGCCGAUAAUUGCUCAAAACUAUAUAGUUGGACAUAUUUCAUCUAUUUCUUCCUUCCUUUACAAAAGAUGGCCCCAGUAUCUCUUUGUCCGCAUACUUGGCGUUUGGAACACAUCCAAGACUGGAAGGUACACUCCAAUAAGCGGUCUUAGUUAUUAUAUUACAUCUCCAGAGUCCCUUCUGGAGGGCCUAAAGGAUCCGCUUCGAUUUGUCAUCUAUCUUUCCAUUAUGCUUCUGACAUCGGCCAUCCUUAGUACAUCAUGGCUCGAGUUAAACGAGCUAUCCCCUGAAAAAGCCGCUCAGAAACUCAAGGAGUCUCGUAUGAGGCUGAAGGGUGUAAGAGAAACAAACACAGUUCACGUGCUUUCCAGAUACAUUCCAACGGCUGCAUUUCUUGGAGGGAUUCUCACAUCUAUGGUUGUCAUAAUGUCUAAUCUUUUUGACACCAUCGGGAGCGGCACAAACAUCUUCUUGGCCACGUCGAUUGUAAAUCAGUACCUUGAAAUGUUUGCCAAAGAGUCAAUCCAAAAGAACAGUGAAAUAGGUUUUAUCGAGUAA